This is a messenger RNA of Urocitellus parryii (Arctic ground squirrel), 8565 nucleotides long. NCBI's taxonomy places the organism in Eukaryota, Metazoa, Chordata, Mammalia, Rodentia, Sciuridae. The record is from RefSeq and is a predicted model, not a curated record.
UGUACCGUGUCCGCGCUUAGUGGUCGCGUAUGUGGACCGGUGCGGAGAGGGAGGGUCGGCCGCCGGGGUCGCCGGACCCGCGCUGCGGUGGCCAGAGCCUGGGGCGGCGCGAUCCCUGCGGCGCUCCGGUGGCGCCUCUUUGUCGCGGUCAUCUGACCAGCCGUGUCUGGCUUGGAGCCGGCGGAACGAUGAGCAGGGCAGACGUGGCCAGAUAUGCGCUCCUCUGUGCCAUGUACACACACGUACAAAGAUGCCUGGAAGCCAGCCCUGCCCUUGAGUCCUCCCAGUGAAUCUUCCCAGGAAGUGGUCGUGGUGGUUGAGGGAGACCCAUGUCAACUAUGAUUACAGUGUAAAGAAGCGAUCUGGCAGAGGUGACACUCCACCUUCUUCCCCAACCCUGAAGAAAUAUCUCCUGAGAUCUGAACUGUAGUCUUUCAUUUUAAUUGGACUACCUGCAACUGGAACAAGCUUCUCUUUGGAAUCAUAAUGACCACAGAAGGCAGGGGAACUUUUGGCCUAAUCCCCAGGAGCUCUGUUUUCCAGAAGCAGGCUGGGUGUCUGACUGUGAAGCAGCAGCCAGGGAACCAGACCAGGGGACCGAGCUGCAGUCUCCUGAAGAACCACCCUCCUGUCUGUGAAAUCUUCAGGCUGCACUUUAGGCAGUUAUGUUACCAUGAGAUGUCUGGGCCUCAAGAGGCACUAAGCCGGCUCAGGGAGCUUUGUCGCUGGUGGCUAAUGCCAGAAGUUCACACCAAGGAGCAGAUCCUGGAGCUACUGGUGCUGGAACAGUUCUUGAGCAUCCUUCCUGUGGAGCUCCGAACCUGGGUGCAGCUUCAUCACCCUGAGAGUGGUGAGGAGGCUGUGGCUGUGGUGGAGGAUUUCCAGAGACACCUCAGUGUACAGGAAGAGGUUUCAGCCUCAGCACAGGAACAGGAAGUACAUAUGGAGGAGACAACAGUUCUGGGUACAACAGAGGAAUCUCCUACCUCACCUCUCAGUGGGGGUUCAGCCCCUGGAGCCCACCUGGAACCUCCUCAUGACCCAGGGGCACACCACCUCCCCAAUGGGCAUUUCGCUCAACUUGCAUCUAUAGUUCCGGCUCAUUCCCAGAUGGGGAAUUCAGGAGACCAAGUAAUGGCCACUGUGCUUCAGAUGGUCAAGGCCCAGGAGACUGCCACAAAUGAGGACCUGUCAGUGGACUGUACACAGAAGAAGUGGAAAGGCCCUGCUGUCAGGCAGAGAGUCCUGUACCGGAACACAAUACUGGAAAACUACAGCAUCAUGAACUCACUGGCAGGUGAGAACAGGAUGGAGAGUUCUGAAUUCACUCCAAAGCAGACCAUUUCUAAAGGAUCAGAGUCAUCAGAUAGGUCACCAGGGGGACUCUUUGGGGUGACUUCUAUGGGACCAGAAUUUGAAGAUGUCUGUGAAGAUACUUUGAGGAAGCUGGAAGGGCAGCCCUCAGAUGAAGAGGGGAACAGUUUGGAAAUCAAUUUUUUGGAGAUAACAGAUGAGGAUAAGAAGAACUCCACAAAAGACAGAUGUGAGGAUUAUAAGGAAGUAGGGGAACAUCCAAAUCUGUCCCCCAGUCCUGAGGCAUAUCAAGGAGUCCCAAAGGGACAGAAAUUCUUUCAGUGUGAUGAAUGUGGCAAAGUGUUCUAUCGGAGUUCACACCUCAUUGGCCACCAGAGAAUCCACACUGGAGAGAAACCCUAUGAGUGUAAUGAGUGUGGUAAGACCUUCAGGCAGACCUCCCAGCUAAUUGUUCACCUCAGAACUCACACUGGGGAAAAACCCUAUGAAUGCAGUGAGUGUGGGAAGACGUAUCGGCACAGCUCCCAUCUCAUUCAACACCAGAGACUUCAUAAUGGGGAGAAACCCUAUAAAUGUAAUGAUUGUGCAAAAGCUUUCACUCAGAGUUCUCAACUCAUUGAUCACCAAAGAACCCAUACUGGGGAGAAACCUUACGAAUGCAAUGAGUGUGGAGAAGCAUUCAUUCGGAGCAAAAGUCUUGUCCGACAUCAGGUUCUUCACACUGGUAAGAAACCUUACAAGUGUACUGAGUGUGGGAAAGCCUUCUGUUCUAACAGAAAUCUUAUUGACCAUCAGAGGAUCCACACUGGAGAGAAGCCUUAUGAAUGUAAUGAAUGUGGCAAGGCCUUUAGUCGGAGUAAAUGUCUUAUUCGACAUCAGAGCCUCCACACUGGGGAGAAACCAUACAAAUGCAGUGAAUGUGGGAAAGCCUUCAGUCAGAAUUCUCAACUCAUUGACCAUGAACGAAUUCAUACUGGAGAAAAGCCCUUUGAAUGUAGUGAGUGUGGUAAGGCUUUCAGUCUAAGUAAGUGCCUUAUUCGGCACCAGAGGCUUCACACAGGUGAAAAACCCUAUAAAUGCAAUGAGUGUGGAAAAUCCUUCAAUCAAAACUCUCACCUCAUUAUACACCAGAGAAUCCACACUGGUGAGAAGCCCUAUGAAUGUCAUGAGUGUGGGAAGGUGUUCAGUUACAGCUCUAGCCUUAUGGUACAUCAGAGAACCCAUACUGGGGAAAAGCCCUACAAAUGCAAUGAUUGUGGGAAAGCCUUUAGUGACAGUUCACAGCUUAUUGUGCACCAGAGAGUUCACACUGGAGAGAAACCUUAUGAAUGUAUUGAGUGUGGGAAAGCUUUUAUUGAUAGUGCCAACCUUACAGUGCAUGAGCGGAUCCAUACAGGGGAGAAACCCUAUAAGUGUAAGGAGUGUGGGAAAGCCUUCAGUCAUAGCUCCAACCUUGUGGUUCAUCGGAGAAUCCACACUGGACUGAAGCCUUAUACUUGUAGUGAAUGUGGGAAAUCUUUCAGUGGUAAGUCACAUCUCAUUCGGCACCAGGGAAUCCACAGUGGGGAAAAGACGUUUGAAUGUAAGGAGUGUGGGAAAGCUUUUAGUCGGAGUUCAGGGCUUAUUUCACACCACAGAGUUCACACUGGGGAGAAGCCCUACACUUGUAUUGAGUGUGGGAAAGCCUUUAGUCGCAGUUCAAACCUUACACAACAUCAGAGAAUGCACAAAGGAAAAAAAAUUUACAAGUGCAAGGAGUGUGGGAAAACUUGUGGUUCUAAUACAAAGAUUAUGGACCAUCAGAGAAUUCACACAGGGGAGAAACCCUAUGAAUGUGAUGAAUGUGGAAAAGCUUUCAUCUUAAGGAAGACCCUUAGUGAACAUCAGAGACUUCAUCGAAGAGAGAAGCCUUACAAAUGUAAUGAGUGUGGGAAAGCAUUUACUUCUAAUCGAAACCUUAUUGAUCAUCAGAGAGUCCACACUGGAGAGAAACCCUAUAAAUGUAAUGAGUGUGGAAAGGGCUUUAUUCAGCGCUCAAGCCUUCUAAUGCACCUUCGAAACCAUUCUGGGGAGAAACCAUAUAAAUGUAAUGAAUGUGGGAAAGCAUUCUCUCAAAGUGCUUACCUUUUAAACCAUCAGAGGAUUCACACUGGGGAGAAACCUUAUAAAUGUAAGGAAUGUGGAAAGGGCUUCUAUAGGCAUUCAGGCCUCAUUAUACAUCUAAGACGCCAUUCAGGGGAGAGACCUUACAAAUGUAAUGAGUGUGGGAAAGUUUUCUCUCAAAACGCUUACCUCAUUGACCACCAGAGGCUCCAUAAAGGAGAAGAACCUUAUAAAUGUAAUAAAUGCCAGAAAGCUUUCAUUCUGAAGAAGAGCCUCAUUCUGCACCAGAGAAUUCACUCUGGGGAAAAACCCUAUAAAUGUGAUGAAUGUGGAAAAACCUUUGCUCAGACCACCUACCUUGUCGACCAUCAGCGACUCCACAGUGCAGAGAACCCUUACAAGUGUAAAGAAUGUGGGAAAGUUUUCAUUCGAAGUAAAAGCCUCCUUUUACAUCAGCGAGUCCACACAGAAAAGAAAACCUUUGGUUGUAAAAAAUGUGGGAAAAUUUUUAGUUCUAAGUCAAACCUCAUCGACCACAAGCGGAUGCACAGCAGAGAGAAACCUUACAAAUGCACUGAAUGUGGGAAAGCCUUCACUCAGAGUGCUUACCUUUUUGAUCAUCAGAGACUCCACAACGGAGAGAAGCCCUAUGAAUGUAAUGAAUGUGGAAAAGUUUUUAUUCUGAAGAAGAGCCUCAUAUUACAUCAAAGGUUCCACACUGGAGAGAAUCUCUAUGAAUGUAAAGACUGUGGUAAGGUCUUUGGUUCUAACAGGAAUCUCAUUGACCAUGAGAGACUCCACAAUGGGGAGAAGCCAUAUGAAUGUCGAGAAUGUGGGAAAACCUUUAUUAUGAGCAAGAGUUUCAUGGUCCACCAGAAACUUCAUACACAGGAGAAAGCCUACAAAUGUGAGGAUUGUGGUAAGGCUUUCAGUUACAAUUCAAGCCUGCUCGUACAUCGAAGAAUCCACACUGGAGAAAAGCCUUUUGAAUGUAGUGAGUGUGGAAGAGCUUUCAGUUCCAACAGAAACCUCAUUGAACAUAAGAGAAUCCACAGUGGUGAAAAACCCUAUGAGUGUAAUGAGUGUGGCAAGUGCUUCAUCUUGAAAAAAAGCCUCAUUGGACAUCAGAGGAUUCACACAAGGGAAAAGUCUUAUAAAUGCAAUGACUGUGGGAAAGUCUUUAGUUACCGCUCAAACCUGAUAGCUCAUCAGAGAAUCCACACUGGUGAGAAGCCCUAUGCAUGUAAUGAGUGUGGGAAAGGCUUCACCUACAACAGAAAUCUUAUUGAACAUCAAAGAAUUCACAGUGGGGAAAAAACAUAUGAAUGUCAUAUCUGUAGAAAAGUUCUUACCUCUAGUAGAAAUCUUAUGGUACAUCAAAGAAUACACACUGGAGAGAAACCUUAUAAAUGUAAUGAGUGUGGAAAAGACUUUAGUCAGAAUAAAAACCUUGUUGUACAUCAGAGAAUGCAUACUGGAGAGAAGCCUUAUGAGUGUGAGAAAUGUAGGAAAUCUUUUACCUCCAAGAGGAAUUUAGUUGGUCACCAGAGAAUCCACACAGGGGAGAAACCCUAUGGGUGUAAUGAUUGUAGCAAAGUUUUUAGACAAAGAAAAAACCUCACUGUACAUCAGAAAGUUCAUACAGAAGAAAAACCCUGUGAAUGUGGUGAGGCUGAAAAGGAAUUUUCUCAGACUUCAAAACUUCAUUUUCAACAAAAAGUCCAUACUGUGGAGGAAUUCUCUUGGCUAAAAAAUGCCAGUGAGUCUAAGAUAGAGAUUCAAAAAAUCUAGUGGAGAUCUGGCAUUGUGGCCAAGUGGUAGAGUACUGUCUUGCAUGUACAACCCCCAGCACUGCAAAAAAGAAAAAAAUAGUGUCAUUUGUAAAAUGGAAUAGAAUCCUAUUUAAGCGUUAGAUGAAUGACAUAUAGUUUCUAUAAGAAAAAAAUCAUGACCAUUUCUUAUGGACAAGUGAAAGAAAGUUAAUCUAGACCUUCAAGUGUAGAAAAACAUAAUCCAAAUUCUAGUUCAAGGAUACUGUAUUCCAGAUCAUUUAUUAUGACCUUGGAAACAGACCUUGGAGCAAUUGAAGACAGAAGAAACUGGAUUUGGGUCUUAUAAGAGAUAAUGGUGCAGUUGUAAGUGAUAGCAAAAAUGUCUUUAUUAAAGUGGACAUUGUUUCUGAAAAUAUGUAUAUUAUACAGUUUAAAGAUAGCAUCUCUGUGCAGAAUGUCUGUAUAGACAGUAAAAUCCAGACACUGAGAUGUGGAAUUCAGUGGGCAAGAGAUUACCUGGCUCAUCCUUAAGACUAGAUGUAAAAUUAGAAGAGCUAGGUUUGGAUUCUGUUUCCCUUACUAUGUUAAUGUUAAGCCCACCUCUAAGCCUCAGAAUGCCUACCUCACAGGGUUGUUGUGAGGAGUAAUGAAAGGAUGUUUGUGAAACCAUUUUACAAUAAAGUUAGAUGAGAGAGAGAGGUAUGGCCAGAGUCUAGGACAUGGUAUAAUCUAAGUUUGUUCAUUAAAUCAAUAUUAGAAUGAAGAGGAUUCCAUGAACCUCAAAGAUAGUCAUUUUUAUGAGGUGAAGUAUGAUGGAUAGCUAACUUUGGGAUUUAGUACUCUAAAGACUUUUGAAAAAUAUAAUUUUAAAAUGUCUAAGGGAGUUAAUGUAUAAAAUGUCUACUUUGUUUUUAUGGAAAAUAUAUUAUGGCCAGCCAUUAACAGUGAUACCAAGGAAAGCUAUUUGUUUUUUGAUCUUUGAAUAUGGAACUUAAUAGAACAUCAAAAUUGAAGGUCAGUCCUAUGUUGCUUUUUCUUUUUAUUGGGAGAAAUACAUAACCCCAUUAGCUGAACUGAUGAUCCUUGCCACAGCCAUUUUCCAUUGUAGUCAACAUUUAAUUGUUGCUGUCAUGUGAUAGAUUGUCACUUACAAAAAGACUUUCUGUCCCAGCACUUAAUUUACUAUCUAAAUUUUUACACAGCCAAGCCUUCAAGUUCUGAUUAAGCCAAUGCAGAAUCCACUUCUAGGCAGCCACUGUGCUUUACUCCCUGUGAACCAGUUGUUCAUUCAGCUCGUGCCCUAUUGUACAUUUAUUUGGGUUAAUUCAUUCUGUAUUCCUAUAUUUUAUCUUCUAAUUCUCCAAAUUCCAGUUUUGCAGGUAGAAUGUAAAUGUAUAUCAGGAUGGUGUUUUCUAAUACAAGCAAUAUCAAAGUGGUAUGCUGAUUAUGACAUGUUAUUAAUUCAACCCCAAAGCUCCUUUGAGGGCUGGUUCCUCAUUAUACUGAAAUGUAUACCGAAAACUGGAAGGGACCCAUAGUUUGAACUCUUUAAGAUCUGGAUGAGUCAGGUUCUGCCACUUGCCUUGGACAAAUCUCUUCACUUCUUGGAGACAUGAUUUCCACAUCUGUCAAACAGGAGGAAAAAUAUCUACCUCCCAAAGUUGUUAUGAGGUAAUGAGUAUGAAAAUUCUUCCUAUUAAUGCUAUACAAGAAUCACCAUAGGUUAUAUAAUAAUUGCAAAAGGACAUAUUUUAACAAAGGAGAGAGCUAGCAUUUACCUUGUAACCAAGUAAAAAUACAAUAUAGCUAACUGAGCCCAUAUGAUGUGCCUCCUCUUGUAGUGUAAUAAGCCAAAAGAUCUUUAGCCUGAUUUUAAUCAAGUUUCUUAAACCUAAUUGGCAGUUUGUAGGAAAUACAGAAAGCAUAGGGAUAAUAUAAAAGAUGCCAUAAGAAACAGAAAAUUUUAGAACAUGGGAUAUUAGAAAAUUGCCCUGGAUUCUUCAAAAAGUCAUGAUAUAAAGGAAAGAAGAGUGAUCAUUAAUGAAGCUAUCCAUAAGGGGAAAACCCCUCACAACUUUGAGAAGUAGGAUUAAGGAAAGAACUUGCAGAUGUCAUCAAAAGCAUGUUUUGUAAAAGGGGAAAAUGAUCAACCGGACCUCAUCAAAAUUAAGAUAACUUUUCUCUACAAAGAUACUUUUAAGGGGAUGAAAAGACACUACAGACUGGGAGAGAACCAUUUGCAAAUCACAUAUCCAUCAAAGGAUUUGUAUCUAGACUACAUAAAGAACUCUGAAAACUUAUUGAUAAAAAAAAAUUAGAAAUGCACAAGAUACCAACAGACAUUUCACUGUAGUUGACAGAUAAGCAAAUGAAAAGAUAUUCGACAUUAUCCAUUAGGGAAAUGUAAAUUAAAAUCUUGAGAUACUUCUGUGCACCUAUCAGAAUUAGCUAACUUUUUAAAAUAAAGUGAUUACACCAGUUCUGACAAGGAUGCCGAGAAACUGGAUUUCAUACAUUUUUGGAAAUGCAAAAUGGCACAAUCACUUUGGAAAACAGUUUGGCAGUUUCUUAUAAAACCAAACAUGCACUUAACUAUAUGCCUCAGUAAUUCCAUUCCCUAGCAUUUGUCCCAGGAAAUGAAAGCUUAUGUUCACAAAGACUUGUACAUAAUGUUCAUACAAUCUAUAUUAAUAUUCAAAACCUUUAGGUAUCAGGUGGUUAAAAUAAACUAUGGUAUGUCUAUACCAUGGAGUACUUAGUACUUGGCAAUAAGACAGAUGACCUACAGCUUGUCACAACUAGAAUGGAUUUCUAGGGAAUCCCAUAUAUUAGGGAUGGUGCGAGGGAGAGGAUUGGGAUGUAACUAUAAAAAGGGUAGCACCAGGGAGGUUGGUGAUGGAAUAGUUGUGUAAUAGUGGCAAUUACACAAAUCUCAUGCAAUACAAUGACAAACGCAUAGGCACGCACUGUACCAAUAUAUACUUGCCGAUUUUGUCAUUCUAAUUACAUAAGAUGUAACCAUUGGUGGGAAAAUCUUUGCAACUUCCUGUGGAAUUGUCAUUUUAACAUAAAAUAGGAAUACACAAAAGAGCCAUAACUAAAAUACAGUGUUGUGAAACUGAAUUGGAAAAAAAAAAAAAAAACCUUUGAAAUGUGUUUCAGUACCUUAGGAGAAAUUUGAAUACUGACUGUAUAUUAAGUGGUUUUAGAAUAUUACUGUUUUCUUACGUGUGAUGAUGGUGGUGUUAGUUUGGAGAAUAUUCUUAAGGGAUGCAUGCUAUUUGGAAUGAAGCGCUUUGAUAUUUACAGCUUUCUGAAAAGAUAACCUUAAAUAGAGAUAAGGCAAACAUAGCAUAAUGUUAAUUGUUGAGCUCAG